AUGAGCAAUGACCGGAUUCCCGCACACUCGGAUGCCCUUGGACGCACUCAAGAUCAAUCUACAAGCUCAGCGGAGUGUGAUAUCGAUGAAGCAAUUUGGCGUAGUAUCCUAGCGCUUCAGACCGCUAUUGAUUCCGCCCACUUAGAGAGCCUUGGAAUGCAGCUGGAUGCUCGAUAUCAGCAAACACAAAAUCCCAAUUAUCUCGAGGCAGCAAUACAGUGUUACCAGCUUGCGACUAGAACGCCUACUUAUUUCGACUAUGCAGCACGCCUAGAUCGUCUAGUGAAAUUGUUCAAUUCCCGGUUCCACUGCCCGGCCCAAAUCCUAUGUCGCAAAACGAGCGAUGAUCAGUUUUCUCUACAGUUAGACUCCCUCGAGAGCGGUUCCCACGCUCAACAUCAGUUUAUAAUCCCAACAGGUGAUAUUGAUGAAGCAGUUCGGCUUGGCUUUCUAGCGCUUCAGGCCGCUGUUAAUCCUGCACUCUUACAAAACCUUGGGAUGCAGCUGGAUGCUCGAUACCAGCAAACACAAAAUCCCAAUGAGCUUGAACUCGGCACAGCAGUACAGUGUUGUCAGCUGGCGACUAAAACGACUUCCUAUGUCGACUAUGCAGCGCACCUAAAUCGUCUAGUGGGAUUAUUCGAAUCUCGAUUCCAAUACCUAGACCAAAGCCAAUGUCGCGAAACGAGCGAUGAUCAGCUUUCCCCAUGCUUAUACGCCCUAGAAAGCAGCUUCCACGCUCCAGUUCAGCCUACAAACCCGACGGGUGAUGUUGAUGAAGCAUUUCAGCUUGGCUUUCUAGCACUUCGGGCCGCUGUUGAUCCCGCGCUCCUCGAGGACCUUGGGAUGCAACUGUAUAUGCGAUAUCAUCUAACAGAGGAUAUCGUUGAUCUCAACUUAGCGAUCGACUAUUCUUGGCUUGCGGCUAAGGUGACUACUUACGACCAUCCUGAGUACAAAAUGCGCCUAGAUUUUCUGGCGGGACUACUCGAUGCUCGAUUCCAAACCACGGGAUUUUUACCUGACCUUGAUCGAGCGAUUCAACUUACUCGUACUGCACAAAUUGGCAGGACAAAUCAUAAUGAUUUUGUACUGUAUUGGUUCGAACUCGGGGAAAGGCUCGGAAGACGGUUUGGUUCUGUAGGAACUAUCGCCGAUCUCAACGAUGCUAUUUGGUACCUUUCCCUAGCAGUUAGAGAGGCCACUGGAGAGUCCCCUUCCCUCUUCGAUCUCUUGGUUGAGCUCGCUUUCAAUUUCAAUCUCCGACAUGACACAUUGGAAAAUAUAGAAGAUCUUGAUAACGCGAUCUCACUACGUGAACGUGCUCUUCAGAUUACCCAUGAUCAAGAUGAAUUGUGGUUAGAUUGCAUGCGCGAUCUCGGAAAAGACUUAGAAGCCCGAUACAGACAUAUCGGACGGCUCUCUGACCUCGGGGAUGCGAUCAACAAAGCUCACAUUGUAAUCAACAAAAUGAAGGUCAUCAGCCCUCAGUAUUAUUUGCUUAGAGAUUGUUUCUAUGAGCUCGGGACUAAGCUCGGACUUCUAUACGAAGCAACAAACAUGAUAGAUCACCUCGAUGAGGCCAUUGUAUGGUCUCGCAAGGCGGUAAGUGCUAUUGGCGCACGCUCAGAGGUUUUUUGCCAACUCGAACACUUGUUGACACUUCGUUACAAGAAAACGCACCAGAUCAGUGAUUCCGAAGAAGCAUCCAGGUGGGCAGAAGAAGCAGCCAAGUGGGAAAAAGCAGAUCAUUAG
Messenger RNA from Penicillium hordei, 1755 nucleotides. RefSeq names its product TPR Domain containing protein. The transcript has a single exon. Lineage: Eukaryota; Fungi; Ascomycota; Eurotiomycetes; Eurotiales; Aspergillaceae. The coding region runs from base 1 to 1755 and encodes 584 amino acids. The record is from RefSeq and is a predicted model, not a curated record.